Messenger RNA from Aspergillus calidoustus, 213 nucleotides. Lineage: Eukaryota; Fungi; Ascomycota; Eurotiomycetes; Eurotiales; Aspergillaceae. The record is from the annotation of a GenBank genome assembly.
AUGCGACUCGGCCCAGAAGAGCUGCAAAUGACGAAACUCCCCGCCUCACCCACGAUGCGUGUCUCUAGGACACUCCUCAAGAUGUGUGUUCGAGAGCCAACCGAAACCACCAACUCAUGCCACUGGUCCUCAGUGUCUCCCGGUACACCGAAGAAAACCUGGGAUUGCAUGAGUCCAGAUUGCGAAGACUCGAUUGCAUACCAGCCUAAAUAG